CAUUAUGUCAAGAUGUCAAAAUUGAAUAUAAUGUCAAAAAAUAAAAUCAAAAUUUCGGGAAAUGUAUCUUUACAAUGUGAGUGAAAAAAACCUCUCAUAUCCAUGCAUCAGCUGCCCUCUCAUCAGUGAACAGUCAUUCUGUCAAAAUCCAGCUCCACGAAACAUGACCAUGAAUAGAGAAGCUUUGGAAUAUGUAGACUCAAAAUAUUCUGAAAUCGGUUUUUCGGGCCAGAAUCAUCGCAAAAAAUUAUUGAGAAAUAUCUUCACAAAACUGAGGAGUCCAUCUAGUAUAGAGCUUCAAGCCCUUUUGAGUAUGAGCAGAGAAUCUUGCAGGGUCAUAUCCGAUAAAAACUAUAAUUUUCAACAUUACUGGAGUCAAAUACUUCAUCAAACGGAAUUACGAAACAAGAAUGCCACGGGUCCAGACGUUAAACACAGAAAUAUAGCUUGCUUAUGCAAACCUGUCAAUGAAAUCAGCAGAGGAAAAGAAGAAGUCGUGGAAUAUGAUACAGUUAAAAACAAGGGAUGUCUUUGUAUUCCUAGGUAUGUCACUGACCCUUCCGAAAAAAAUAUAAGAAAAUCGUUUGAGACUGAACGAGAAAAGAAAUGGAGCAAACGAAAUGAUGAAAAAAUUUCCACUUCUGAAAGUGACAGUUCUAAAGAAAUAAGAGUGUGUUUACCGUUGGAUCCCGACGAAUUUGGAGGAACCUCCCAUGGAAAAGGAAUCAAACUAGUUAUCUAUGGGGACAAAAAGUCGUAUGACUGUAAGUGUCGUAAUGAAGGUGUGGCUCAAAAAGAAAGUUCCAGUUAUGAGUGCCUAGCCUGUACUAUUUCGAAAAACCCGCAAUUUAAGAAUCUUCUCACCGAAUUAGCAAACGGAGAUAAGAAUAAACAGAAGAAAACCAGGGUACCCUCACGGUUCCCAACAAAACUUUCUACGACUUUUCCAUUCUUCAAGAAAAAACAUAAAAAUAUUCAAGUUCUUCAGUGUUCUGACAAAUGCGAGCAAACCUGUUCUGAAGAAUACGAAAAAAAAGUCGACAAAGCUUGCAGUUGUACAUGUUGUCCAAAACCUGAACUCGUGAAAAAGAUUCGUAGUUCUCAUUGUGAUUGUGUUAAAUGUGGAAAGGUUGACUUACAAAAAUUUGUUACGAAUUGCCCCACAUGUAAGUGUGGUCGUGAUGAUGCUUUGAAGUUGAUAUUGAAAAUGGAAGCAAAACAGAACUAUCGCCAAAUCAAACAUAUUUUCAAAGAGAUAAAGGACCAGCGGAAUGAAAUUAAGGAUUUGCACAAGAGAUAUACCAGCUUGAUGAAAAUGCAAAUUACCAGAUCUAGUAGUGGGGACGGUUCUGAAAGAUUCAAAGAAUAUAUCAAUGACCUUCGAAAAUUGGAAUAUGGAUUCAGAUCAAUGGACCAUCACGAAGAAAAUAAUAUGAAGCAGCUCAAGGAUGCGAUUAACCAAUCCACUGUAAAUAAACUGAAUGAACCAGAAAAACUAGAUGCCGUUACUGAUACUAAUGAAACUGAUGAGAAGCAUAUUGCCAAAUUUUCCGAGUUAUCUUUGUUUGCUGUGAACAACGGAAUAUUGGAAAAUGAAGUGAAAUAUGAAAAGCCAGUAGCUGUAGAAAGUGUAUCGGAAAAAAGUGACGUGCCGACCAACAAAGAAGACAGCUGUAUAUGCCUCAAACAAAAAUAUACAAAAUGUGGAAAUUUUUGGAGGAAUCUAUUUGGAAAGGAGAAACCUUGUCCAAAGAAAUGUGACUGCAAAAAUAAGAUACUGAUAGGAAAGUGCAAAAAUAUUCUUGAGAAAAAGGUUAAAG
Messenger RNA from Leptinotarsa decemlineata (Colorado potato beetle), 1820 nucleotides. RefSeq lists its product as uncharacterized. Lineage: Eukaryota; Metazoa; Arthropoda; Insecta; Coleoptera; Chrysomelidae. The record is from RefSeq and is a predicted model, not a curated record.